Messenger RNA from Opisthorchis viverrini, 375 nucleotides. RefSeq lists its product as hypothetical. The transcript has a single exon. The coding region runs from base 1 to 375 and encodes 124 amino acids. The record is from RefSeq and is a predicted model, not a curated record. Lineage: Eukaryota; Metazoa; Platyhelminthes; Trematoda; Opisthorchiida; Opisthorchiidae.
AUGGAUGUCCUGGACAGCUUCUCAGGCAUCUUCGAUGAUCCUUUGCUGAAUGAAUUCACGGACAAACUAUUGAGCGACAUUGAUUUGACGGAAUCAAAUGGAAUCUCGUGUGAUGUCAAUCAAUCUCAGGAUGAUGGUGUCAUCGAUGUUUCGGAACUGGAGUACAAGAUCGAGUCAGAUAGGAGGAAUCGGUGGGACUGUUCGAAUAGCACGACUAUGGAAGCUCUUUUAAAGUCCCGAAACCCUGUAUCUUGCGUUCCUCCAGCUCCUGAUUUAUGCUCAGAUCUAACGAAGGCCUCUCCCAACGUCACACAUUUGAAGGUUCACCGGCGGAACUCCCUGCCAACUCUAAAAUCGGAUCCUGAGAAACCUUAG